Microdochium trichocladiopsis is the source of this 903-nucleotide messenger RNA. RefSeq lists its product as uncharacterized. The record is from RefSeq and is a predicted model, not a curated record. Bases 1 to 903 code for a protein of 300 amino acids. NCBI's taxonomy places the organism in Eukaryota, Fungi, Ascomycota, Sordariomycetes, Xylariales, Microdochiaceae. The transcript has a single exon.
AUGAACACGACCAGACGGCGCAUCGCCUUCCGCAGCAAGCCCGUCUCUCGAAAUAGCGCCCCUGGGAAGCAACGAUACGCCAUACAAUGGCAGCCGUCUGGCCCUUUUCGCUUUCUUGAUCUUCCUCCAGAGCUCCGUGCCGAUAUCCUCAGGCUCGCGAUCGCGGAUGCUCGAAGGCACCACACGCUUGUCAACAUGAUGCUUGUCUGCGAGCAGCUCCAUGAUGAGGUCGCAUCUGUUGCGCGCAAGUCGACAGUCAUCGAUUUGACGAAACGUUCGGGGACUGUCACGCAUCUGGCGGACGCCUUUUCUUCGGUCUCUUCAAAUGCAAGAGUCAGCCUUUGGAGGCAUGUGGGCAGCUUGGUCAUAUGCAUGUACCUUGUAGAUCAUAUCAACGUGUUCUGCAACUCACUGGGUACGGCACUCCAGCACAUGACCCAGCAUAACUCUCUCAGAAGCCUGCGUCUCGAGAUCAGGAGCAAAUUCCCGUCAGAUGACUUCUGGGGGAGUCCUGCCAAUGCUACCGAUGGCGACAGCCGAGAUUCUGUCGACGAAGCCAAUACAGCCUCUGGCCGUGAUGUGUGGCAAUAUUCCUACUUCACCACAGGAAGCACAAGACGCACCAAGGGCCUCAGAGAGACGGAUAUCUUUGCACCAAACCUCAUCUCCACACUGCCUUUCCAGGACUUGCUCAAGUUUCUCUACCAGUGCGAGGUUCCGCAUAUAUCGUUUCUUGUCGAUGCCAGUGAUCACCACAGGUUCUGGUGUGCAUUCCACCAGAAGACGAAAGCCGUGCAGGACUUUGCAACGGUCGCCUGUGCUGGAAUCCCGCCCGGUGCUCGCCACGCCGACAUAGACUGGAGAGAACUCAUCCGCGCAUUUGCGGGGGCGAGAUUGUCGUGA